Messenger RNA from Plasmodium relictum, 339 nucleotides. Its product is annotated as conserved Plasmodium protein, unknown function. NCBI's taxonomy places the organism in Eukaryota, Apicomplexa, Aconoidasida, Haemosporida, Plasmodiidae. The record is from RefSeq and is a predicted model, not a curated record. The coding region runs from base 1 to 339 and encodes 112 amino acids. The transcript is spliced from 5 exons.
AUGUUCAAUAGCUUUGUAAUUUUAAUUUUUUUUUUUUUUUUCUUUUCUUUUAAAUUAAGUCAAAUGCUAAAAAUAGAAAAUAGAUCAAUUAAAAAUGAGAAUAGUAGAUUCGUUCAAAUAGAUAGAGAUAUGAAUGAGCCACCAUAUUCUAUAAUUAAUGUAUAUUACACUGAAUCUCUUUUAGAUGAAGAUUUAGUAAAUGAAAUAGAAAAUAAUAGAAGAAUGGAGAAAGAUAAAAUUCGAAAUUAUUUUAGGAAGAAUUUGAUUUCAAACAAAUAUUUUAUGGAAUAUUCAAAAAAACAAAAAGAACAAAUGGAAUCACUAAUUGGUAACUUAUAA